AUGACCUACCAAACCAAACCUACUUCCAAUGGGGUGUAUCGCAUCAAAGUUCUCAACCAGGAUCUUGUCAUCGAAAGCGCCCCUGGUUAUAAUCCAGGGUUGAAGCUUGCUUCACCUUCUCCGACUAGCAACAAGCAAAAGUGGACCCUUACCCAAUUGUCGGGGCAAAGCAACGUCUGGACGAUGGUCAGUGUCGAGGAUGGGUAUGGUAUAACCUACAAGAAGACUGCAGACACCUAUUGGGGUUAUGGAUACCCUUAUCCUCAGAAUGUUCCCUCCUUGAACUGGUCUAUAUUGGAACGAACCAGUGAUGGCCAAACCUUCUCAAAGAUAAAGCUAAGCGGCGAGUCGAACUGCUUCGACUCCUGCGACCCAGGAUCAGAUGCCGUCCACUUUUACUAUGACCAUGCUCAUGUCUACGAUGGUCCCAAACAAUGCUUCGUUUUUGAGUUAGUCCCAAAUGUCAAGCCUUCUGCGCCCCCUACGCUACAGGGAGUCAACAGCAAUUUGCAAUACACUUCUAUCUGGGGGAACUUCGCUCCGGGAGAUCUCAGAUUUGGCCUUAUUGCAUUCCGCGAUCAUCCUCCUCAAGAUCUGAGCUUCAUCAUCCAGGAAUACCCUUUCACGACCGAUUUUGGAAGUGUCGCAGCGAAUUUAGGCGGCUUAACAGCGACGGGCGGUGGUGAUGGACCUGAAUCUCAAAGUGAUGCUUUGUCCGCUGCCUACAAGGCUGACUGGAAGGACGAAGCGACAAAGGUCGUGGUGCUGAUUACCGAUUCACCCCCGCAUGGAAUUGGAGAGGAUGGAGACGCCUUUCCCAAAGGUCGUGAUGGAUCAGCGACUAAUUCCAAAUUAGAAAUUGACCCGCUCCGUGUUGCGACGAGGAUGGGAAGAGCUGGUAUCACUCUGGGUUUAAUGUCAAUACAGUACGUGAUUGCGUGCGAACCUACCCUGAGCCAGUAUUACAAGAGAGCGCGUGAUUUCUAUCAAGGAUUGGUUAAGAAAACCGGAGGGAAAGUGCUCAACCUCGGCGAUGUCAGCGUGCUGCCCACUCUCAUCGCUGGUUCCGCUUUAGAAGCAGUCAACAGCGAGAUUUACGUUGCCGAGUAUCAGGCUGAA
Messenger RNA from Suillus subalutaceus, 1119 nucleotides. RefSeq lists its product as uncharacterized. Gene Ontology annotation, cellular component: cytoplasm. The annotation marks the transcript as partial. Gene Ontology annotation, molecular function: protein serine/threonine kinase activity. Gene Ontology annotation, biological process: peptidyl-threonine phosphorylation. The transcript has 11 exons. Lineage: Eukaryota; Fungi; Basidiomycota; Agaricomycetes; Boletales; Suillaceae. The record is from RefSeq and is a predicted model, not a curated record.